This is a messenger RNA of Medioppia subpectinata, 1338 nucleotides long. Lineage: Eukaryota; Metazoa; Arthropoda; Arachnida; Sarcoptiformes; Oppiidae. The record is from the annotation of a GenBank genome assembly.
AUGAAUGAAGACACGACUGAAGACACCAAUGAUUUGAUUUUAAGACCAAAUGUCUCUGAAGUACUAAAAGAUAAUUGUGUGGAACCGAUGAAUGGAUUGAAUAUAGAAAAGCAUACGUUAGUCAACAAUACAUCAAAUCCAUUGAUAUCUCAUUCCUCACCACAAGAGAUGGUAAACGAAGAGAUCAUUGAUAUCAGUAAUGAAGACUCGAUGGAAGACUCAAUGCAACCAAAAUUGUUAACUGAAUUUUUGCCCCAAAGUGUCCGCCGAAGUGAUCGCCAAAGAGACAAAUCUAAUCCAUUGACAACCCAUGCGUUGAUUUGUCCGCCAAAUGCGGGCCAAAAGACAUUCAAUCUAAUGAUUUUGUCGCCACCGAUAACUCAAUCGCUGCCACAACUCAUUGUUACCCAACCGGUGAACACUAAGCGAUUGAUCCCAAGGAUUGCUAACCCAAGGAUUCACUCAAAUACCAAUCGAGUUAUUGCUAACAAAGCGGUGAUCGAAAGCACUCGCGAAGAGUUGAUUGAGAAAAUCAAAUCAAGUUAUUCCUCGAGAUGUGCUCUCGAUAUGAAUGAGAGGCGAAAGUUUUAUGAUUUGAAUACUAAGACAUAUAUUUGUCCCAUAAAUGAGUGCCACAAAAGUGGCCAAAAGGACGUGUGGUUUUGGAAGCACUUGAAGACAACGCACUCAAACAAACUACAUGUCUGUGACUUUGAAGGCUGUGGUAAAGGCUUUAAGACAAACGAACAUUUAAAACAGCAUUCAUUUACACACAAAGCGAUUAAAUCAUUUAAAUGUCAUUAUAAUGGCUGUCAAUAUCGAGGCGUUAGUCGAAGACAUUUGACACAACAUAUGAAGAAACACUCGACGGACAGAGUGUUUAAAUGUGAUGUCAGCGGCUGUGGGAAGACAUUUACGACACAAACUGGUUUGUGGGCACACCGGCGGACACAUAAGACUGAACCGACGUAUAAAUGCGGUAUCGAUGACUGUAAUGAUAUGUUUUACACUGCAUCUCAACGGACCAAACAUCAGGUUAUGGUUCAUAACCGGCGGCCGUAUAAUUACAAGAGAAACAAACACCGGUGCCAAUGGCCCGGAUGUGAUUGGAUGGGAACCGACAUGAAUGCACAUCAGCGCAUACAUACGGGUGAUAAGCCGUUCGCCUGUGUUUGGCCCGAUUGUGGCAAACGAUUUACCGCUAAAUAUAAACUUAGAGAACACAUGAAUAUUCACAAUAAUGUUAAGCCAUUUGCCUGUCAUUGGCCCGGAUGUCAGUACACGUCCGCCAGUAAUGCUAAUGUUAUCAAACACGCAAAACAAGUUCAUAAAGUGUAA